Molecule: messenger RNA, 6287 nt
Organism: Chionomys nivalis (European snow vole)
Lineage: Eukaryota; Metazoa; Chordata; Mammalia; Rodentia; Cricetidae
Gene: Trpm2
Product: transient receptor potential cation channel subfamily M member 2
Exons: 35
Coding region: 953-5557 (1534 amino acids)
Biological process (GO): calcium ion transmembrane transport
Cellular component (GO): membrane
Molecular function (GO): ligand-gated calcium channel activity
Source: RefSeq, a predicted model, not a curated record
UGUUGUGCCCAGGGAUAGGGGUUGCGGUGUUGAGGGGCUGCAGGGUUUGUACGGGCUCUGAAGCUAGUACACCAUGCAGGCUCAAUGUCAGCUGGUGUGAUCUGUGCCCACACCACAGUACAGCUCUCGGCUCAUGCUCUGAACCCUCAUAGGGGACUGGAGAUUAGCUCCUGUGCCCUUUCCUGUGUUUCCAGGUUAGUAUGCCUGAGGAUGUCUGAGGAUGUCUGGGGAGCAAGCCGAGGACUAGCGGGAAGCCUGAAUGCCAUAGCGUUUACACUGAGCAAGGGUUUCUCUGUGUAGUCCUGGCUGUCCUGGAACUUGAUUUACAGACCAGGCUGGCCUUGAACUCAGAGAUUGGCUUGCCUCUACCUCCCAAGUGCUGGGAUUAAAGGUGUGCACCACCAUGGAUUUCCCUGAGAAAAACUGGCAGCUUUUUGCAGCCUCAGCCAAGCAGAGCCAGGGAGGAAGGGUUUGCAUCAACAGGCUGGCUGUCGUUAACAGCUGACUUCUCAGGAUGUAGCAGUAUGGUACUUCCCAAAAUCUACUUUGUGGGCAGCAAAGGCUUUUGUUUUCCUUUUGGAAAACGAAAGAACCCAACUGAGCUCUGUAAUCACGAGAUGAAGAACCACAGGGCACACACCAGGGCGUGUGGUGGCCACAGGAAGUUGUCUUCCUUUACUGGUCUGGGCGCUCAUUCGGGGAGCUGGUGAAUGGUGGAGCUAUGGAGACACCUGAGAUUGCAGCCGUUAGGAUUGGGCUUGGAGAGCCCUCAGCUGUAUAUGUGUUUGUAGACUGCCCAAAGCGCUAGAACUCUGGAAGCGUGGAGAGACAUCUAGCCCGACAGGGGGAAAUAGAUGAAGACCACAGAGGAAAGAGCUUCGCAAAUGAGAAAAGACUUCCCUGAAGACAUCUAGAAAUCUCCCUCUCUGGGGCGAAUCUAGAACUGUGAACGAUGGAGUCCUUAGACCGGAGAAGAACGGGUGCUGAGCAAGAGGAGGGCUUUGGGAUGGAGGCCAGGAGGGCCACCGAUCUGGGUAUGGUCCCCAAUCUCCGGCGAAGCAAUAGCAGCCUUUCCAAGAGCAGGAGGCUUCUGUGCCCCUUCAUUGAGAAGCAAGAAAACCUCAGCUCAUGGAUUCCUGAAAACAUCAAGAAGAAGGAAUGUGUGUAUUUCGUGGAAAGUUCCAAGCUCUCUGAUGCAGGGAAGGUAGUGUGUGAAUGUGGCUACACCCGUGAGCAGCACUUGGAGGCCGCCAUCAAGCCUCACACCUGUCAGGGCAAGGAAUGGGACCCCAAGAAGCAUGUCCACGAGAUGCCUACAGAUGCCUUUGGCGACAUCGUUUUCACAGGCCUGAGCCAGAAAGCGGGGAAGUAUGUCCGGGUCUCCCAGGACACGCCCUCCAGUGUCAUCUACCAACUCAUGACCCAGCACUGGGGCCUGGAUGUUCCUAACCUCCUCAUCUCGGUGACUGGUGGAGCCAAGAACUUUAACAUGAAGCUGAGGCUGAAGAGCAUCUUCCGGAGAGGCCUGGUCAAGGUGGCCCAAACCACAGGGGCCUGGAUCAUCACUGGAGGGUCCCACACGGGUGUGAUGAAGCAGGUGGGUGAGGCGGUCCGAGACUUCAGCCUGAGCAGCAGUUGCAAAGAAGGAGAAGUCAUCACCAUUGGCGUAGCCACAUGGGGCACCAUCCACAACCGAGAGGGGCUGGUCCACCCCACGGUCGGGGUACAUCUCAAGAGUCGAUUGGAUAAGAAAUGGGCUACAAGGAAAGGGAGUGACCGACUAGAACCUCACAGUCAAGGAGGCUUCCCCGCUGAGUACAUGCUGGAUGAGGAAGGCCAAGGGAAUCUGACCUGCCUAGACCCCAACCACUCCCACUUCAUCCUGGUGGAUGACGGGACCCAUGGCCAGUAUGGUGUGGAGAUUCCCCUGAGGACAAAACUGGAGAAGUUCAUAUCAGAGCAAACAAAGGAAAGAGGAGGUGUGGCCAUCAAGAUCCCAAUUGUUUGUGUGGUGUUGGAGGGUGGCCCUGGCACGCUGCAUACCAUCUACAAUGCCAUCACCAAUGGCACACCCUGUGUGAUAGUGGAGGGCUCCGGCCGAGUGGCUGACGUCAUCGCCCAGGUGGCCGCUCUGCCUGUCUCUGAGAUCACCAUCUCCCUGAUACAGCAGAAGCUCAGCAUGUUCUUCCAGGAGAUGUUUGAGACUUUCACCGAAAACAGGAUCGUGGAAUGGACCAAAAAGAUCCAAGACAUUGUCCGGAGGCGGCAGCUGCUGACAGUCUUCCGGGAAGGCAAGGAUGGGCAGCAGGAUGUGGAUGUGGCCAUUCUGCAGGCUUUACUGAAAGCCUCUCGAAGCCAAGACCAGUCUGGCCACGAGAACUGGGACCACCAAUUGAAGCUGGCAGUGGCAUGGAACCGUGUGGACAUUGCUAGAAGUGAGAUUUUCACGGAUGAAUGGCAGUGGAAGCCCGCAGAUCUGCACCCCAUGAUGACAGCUGCCCUCAUCUCCAACAAACCUGAGUUUGUGAGGCUCUUUCUGGAGAAUGGGGUGCGCCUGAAGGAGUUUGUCACUUGGGACACUCUGCUCUGCUUGUAUGAGAACCUGGAGCCAUCGUGCCUCUUUCACAGCAAGCUGCAGAAGGUGCUGGCUGAAGAACAUGAACGCGUGGCCUAUGCAUCCGCUGCACCCCGGCUGCACAUGCACCACGUGGCCCAGGUGCUGCGUGAACUCCUGGGGGACUCCACACAGCUGCUGUACCCCCGACCCCGUUACAGCGACCGGCCGCGGCUCUCGCUGCCCAUGGCACACAUCAAGCUCAAUGUACAGGGAGUGAGUCUCCGGUCCCUCUAUAAGCGAUCAACAGACCAUGUUACCUUCACCAUCGACCCAGUCCGCGACCUUCUCAUCUGGGCCAUCAUCCAGAACCGCCAGGAGCUGGCAGGCAUCAUCUGGGCUCAGAGCCAGGACUGUAUUGCUGCAGCCCUGGCCUGCAGCAAGAUCCUGAAGGAGCUGUCCAAGGAGGAGGAAGAUACAGACAGUUCGGAGGAGAUGCUGGCACUGGCGGAUGAGUUUGAGCACAGAGCUAUAGGCGUCUUCACUGAGUGCUACCGGAAGGAUGAGGAGAGGGCGCAGAAGCUUCUUGUCCGGGUGUCGGAGGCCUGGGGGAAGGCCACCUGCCUGCAGCUGGCCCUAGAGGCCAAGGACAUGAAAUUCGUGUCUCAUGGAGGCAUCCAGGCUUUCCUGACCAAGGUAUGGUGGGGCCAGCUCUGUGUGGACAACAGCCUGUGGCAGAUCAUCCUGUGCAUGCUGGCCUUCCCUCUGCUCUUCACCGGCCUCAUCUCCUUCAGGGAGAAGAGGCUACAGCCCCUGUGCCGCCCAGCCCGUGUCCGUGCCUUCUUCAACGCGCCUGUGGUCAUCUUCCACCUGAAUAUCCUCUCCUACUUCGCCUUUCUCUGCCUGUUUGCCUACGUGCUCAUGGUGGACUUCCAGCCCUCGCCUUCCUGGUGCGAGUACCUCAUCUACCUGUGGCUUUUCUCCCUGGUGUGCGAGGAGACACGGCAGCUCUUCUAUGAUCCCGAUGGGUGUGGGCUGAAGAAGAUGGCGUCCCUGUACUUCAGCGACUUCUGGAACAAGCUGGAUGUUGGUGCCAUUCUGCUCUUCAUAGUAGGACUGACCUGCCGGCUCAUCCCAGUGACACUGUACCCCGGGCGCAUCAUCCUGUCUUUGGACUUCAUUAUGUUCUGCCUCCGCCUCAUGCACAUCUUUACCAUCAGCAAGACGCUGGGGCCUAAGAUCAUCAUCGUGAAGCGCAUGAUGAAGGACGUCUUCUUCUUCCUCUUUCUCCUGGCGGUGUGGGUGGUGUCCUUCGGAGUGGCCAAGCAGGCUAUCCUCAUCCACAACGAGAGCCGGGUGGAUUGGAUCUUCCGUGGGGUCGUCUACCACUCUUACCUCACCAUAUUUGGGCAGAUCCCAACCUACAUCGAUGGUGUGAACUUCAGCAUGGACCAGUGCAGCCCCAACGGCACAGACCCCUACAAGCCCAAGUGUCCCGAGAGUGACUGGACAGGGCAGACACCCGCUUUCCCCGAGUGGCUGACGGUCACCCUGCUCUGCCUCUAUCUGCUCUUUGCCAACAUCCUGCUGCUCAACCUGCUCAUCGCCAUGUUCAACUAUACAUUCCAGGAAGUGCAGGAACACACAGACCAGAUCUGGAAGUUCCAGCGCCAUGACCUUAUUGAGGAGUACCAUGGCCGGCCCCCGGCCCCUCCCCCCUUCAUUCUCCUCAGCCACCUGCAGCUCCUGAUCAAGAGAAUUGUCCUGAAGAUCCCUGCCAAGAGGCACAAGCAGCUCAAGAACAAACUGGAGAAGAAUGAGGAGGCGGCUCUCCUGUCCUGGGAGCUCUACCUGAAGGAGAACUAUCUGCAGAACCAGCAGUACCAGCACAAACAGCGACCAGAACAGAAGAUCCAUGACAUCAGUGAGAAAGUGGACACCAUGGUGGGUCUGCUGGACAUGGACCGUGUGAAGAGGUCAGGCUCCGUGGAGCAGAGGCUGGUCUCCCUGGAGGAACAGGUAGCUCAGACGGCCAGAGCUUUGCACUGGAUCGUGACAACCCUGAAGGACAGUGGCUUGGGAUCGGAGGCCGGUGUGCUGACCCUGGCAUCCCAAAGGGCUUUCGAUGAACCGGAUGCUGAACUGAGUAUCAGGAGGAAAGCAGAGGAGCCAGGAGAUGGCUACCACGUGAAUGCCCGGCACCUCCUCUACCCCAAUGCCCGCAUCAUGCGCUUCCCUGUGCCCAACGAGAAGGUGCCCUGGGAGGCGGAGUUUCUGAUCUACGACCCCCCAUUUUACACAGCUGAGAAGAAGGACAUGGCCCUCACAGACCCUGUGGGAGACAUGGCAGAGCCCCUGUCUAAGAUCAGCUACAACAUCGUGGAUGGACCAACGGACCGUCGCAGCUUCCAUGGAGCCUAUGUGGUCCAGUACGGGCUGCCCUUGAACCCCAUGGGCCGUACGGGGUUGCGUGGACGCGGGAGCCUCAGCUGGUUUGGACCCAACCACACCCUGCAGCCGGUGGUUACUCGGUGGAAGAGGAACCAAGGUGGAGCCAUCUGCCGGAAGAGUGUCAGGAAGAUGCUGGAGGUGCUGGUGAUGAAGCUGCCUCACUCCGAGCACUGGGCCUUGCCUGGGGGCUCUCGGGAGCCAGGGGAGAUGCUGCCACGGAAGCUGAAACGUGUCCUCCGGCAAGAGUUCUGGGUGCCCUUCGAGACCUUGCUGGUGCAAGGUACAGAGGUGUAUAAAGGGUAUGUGGAUGACCCAAGGAACACAGACAAUGCCUGGAUUGAGACGGUGGCUGUCAGCAUCCAUUUCCAGGGUCAGAACGAUGUGGAGCUGAAGAGGCUGGAAGAGAACCUGCACACCCACGAUCCAAAGGCAUCAAGCUGCGGCCUGCAGAUGUCUACUGAAUGGCAGGUGGUGGACAGGCGCAUCCCCGUGUACGCAAACCACAAGACCAUCCUCCAAAAGGUGGCCACGCUGUUUGGAGCUCACUUCUGACUGUUGGUUCUGGUGGAAGCUUCAGGGGCAGGAGUGGCUAUCCACCAAUGCCCCCCAACACUUGGACUGCUUUAUCUUGGUCUGACUGGCAGGUUAGGGUACUGGGUUGGGGUGGUAGGUUGUGGUGCUGGGUUGAGUGACCACGGGGAUCUUAACAAGUCCCCAGAAGUGGUGUACUGAAAGUCACCUCUGCUACAAGAAGACAGCAUGAAGACAGAAGUACAUUUAGUGGCUCCUGGUGCCCAUGUCCUCAGGUGCCAUGCCUUGACUUGGGCUUUAUGGGGCUCUGUCCAGCAAGAUGCUGCCACUACCCAUAAUCCUGGCUGGAAGUACUACCUCUGGGGCAGGCACUGUCCCCUAGAGAGACCUUGGUCCUCAUUGUGGGAGCCUUCCGUCCCAGGCAGAAGGUAGAUAGAGGCUGAGCCUCUUUCAGGAAAAGACAGUAACCUCAUGACUCCUGGCCAGUGCUGGGUCACAGGCAUUGGGGGAGGCAGUGAGGACUUUGAGCUGGAUGACUGCCAUCCCUGGACUUCAGAAGUGCUCUUCUGGAAGCACUCAAACAGAGCAUCCCCUAGCUCCAGCUGACCUGCUGGCUACAGAAGGUACUAGAAGAAGACAAGGCAUCGUGUCAUAGCCUCUAGAGGAAUGUACCAUUGGGAAUUGGGAAUGUUAAGCUUUCUCUGACAGGUGGCCUAUGACUCAGGGAUUGGUACUGGCUAUGAGAUCAACU